UAAAGACCGCCUCUCAUUUACACAACUUCACUUCAGGAGUCCAGCAGAAGCGCGCGCGCGUGUUGAAAUAAGACCAUACACAACUAAUUUCAACAUUAAUGUUAUUUCUUCUUUAACUUCUGGACAUAACACUACCGAAAACAUGACGCUUCCCUACACCCAAAGCGUGACGACUCUCAAAACCGUGAACGUAGCGGAACAGAGCACUCCGACGCUCUUGUCACACACUCCGGUCGCGAUGAACGAAGGCACGACGACGUACCGGACGGUGAAUCUCACGGGAGCUCAGCUGCAGCCGGUCCAGUACUUCAACAGUGCGGUGGACGGAAAUGUGAUGUACGGGGGCGCGCAUGGGGUGAACGGAAAUGUGGUGUACGGGAGCUCGCAUGGGGUGGAUGGAAAUGUGGUGUACGGGGGCUCGCAUGGGGUGGACGGAAAUGUGAUGUACGGGGGCACGCGUUACCUGGUGCCCGUUCAGCAGCGGCCUGCGGAGUCGUACGUGUACAUGAGUCAGGCGCCGCGCGUCGUCUCACCGAUGUACAUUCAAAACAUUCGGCCGGUGAGCGUCAGCAGCCUCGACGAGACUGACGUCUACAGACAAGUAAGCUUCACUGGACAAAAUUCGUCUAUCUUCAGCCAGUCGUCUAGUCCAGUCAAGAGCCCUGAACCCUCAGAGUCAGAGUCGGUGGAGAACACAAGCUUCAGGGAGGAGGUUGUGGAGGUGAAAAAUGGGUUUUCCACUCAGACGACCACCGAGGUGACCGAGGUGGAGCCGGUCCCCAAGAUGGACAACCGCUUCUUUGGCGAGCUUCUUGCCGAGGUUUACCGCAAGAACUGCGACAUUCACACCUGCAUCUCCGAGCAUGUUUCCAAGAUCAGGGGAAGGAAACAUCAUCUGGACCCCACCAAUGACUAUAAGGUGGAGAAAGAAGAAAUAGAGGCUCUUAUUCCUAAAGGAGGGUCUGAACUGACAAAGCAACAGAUCCGCUACCUGCUGCAGACUCGUAUGACGGCUGAUAAGACCAUGCGUCUGAUGUUGACCACAUUUAGCAGUCUACGAGAGGAGCUUAUGCAUCUGCAGGAGGAUAUGAGGCGUCUGGAGAGUGAGAAGGAGGAGUUGGAGAGAGAUCUGAGCUUUAAGGCCAAUCAGGCUUCGCAGUAUGACAGACUGCUGGAGACCGUACGUGAGCACAACAGGCAACUGCAGGCGUCUGUGAAAGACAGUAACAAUGCUCGGCGUACUUUAGAGAGUCAGCUUCUGAUGUUCCAGAGCAAUGAUCCCAACAAAGACUUCCACAUCAAGGAGCUGGAGUGUGGCAAGAGGGCUCUUGAGGAGGAGAAUGAGCUCUUGAGGAAGAAGAUGGCAGGUCAGUGCAGCAGUUCCACUGUCCAAAUCAGAACACAAGAGCUGUCCAAACAGUACGAACAGAUGCUGAAUGAUCUACGGGAGGAGAAGGACAGAGAACUCAAGAGCCUGCGGUCUCAGCUGAUAAAGAUCCAGACAGAGCACACCACCAUCUCAAAGACCUCUGACAGCAGCCUGGAACUGCGUAUCACUGAGCUCCUCACCAAACUUGAGCAACGUGACAGUGUCAUCAAACACCAGGAGGAGGAGCUCAGGCGACUCAAGCAGCAGCAGAGCGACAGCUCCAGCAGUACAUCGAGAACUGUCGUUACCAAGAGAUACAUGAGCCAGUACCCUAUUCUGGGUCUGCUGAGUGAUGAUUACCAGUACACACCACCCAUUAAAGAGGACAGGACUGUCGUCAUCGAGACAACAGGAGGGAUUACCAAGCGGGUUAUCUAGGCUGUAACGUUGGGAUUUGUUUGGCUGUAAUGAAUGCUGUGUCUUCUGUUUUGGGCAGAAAGUAAUUGCCAACCCUUAAAGAAACUGCUUCUUUUUCGACAAGAAUCAACUGGAAGAAGACCCAGAGGCCUCUCCAUUUCCUCCUCCAGACCCGAUUCCCUGGCUCUCACCUUGCAUGCUGCCCUCUCCCUCAUCUCAGGGGCUAAUGGUGAUGGUGGUUCUAACAUUACAUUUUUGGCCUGUGGAACCAGGUAAUGCCAUUUAAAAAUAGCAUUCUUUCCUCAUAUGUACCACCAAAACCUUCAGCAGCCUCUGGUCAGCACUACUGUAAGCAUGUACAUAUUUGGAGAGAAAUGUGUCUUUACUGGAAUAAAACUGAGUCAAGUAUUGUCCGUAAUGUAAAUGGUGGUUGCUGGUCUUGUUUGUUUUCUUCCCAUCUGUUUGGCUGUGCUACUUUAGCAAAUUUUAUGAUGUUUUUUGCUUUUUAUGUUUAUGUUCUGAAAACAUUAGAGGUGAUGCUUUGUAUACAAACUGAUAAGGGCUUUUCGAUGGCUGAUGCUGAUAUCUACAUUAUUAAUUUACAAAGCUGUCAGUAGAGGCACAGUCAUCGGCUAUGUUGAUAAUCUGGCAAUUAGCCGGCCUUGCCGAUAGAUCAGUAUACCGGUUAUACGCAAUUUAAGAUGGUGUAGGGUUUUACUGCUUUUUUAAGUGGUUUACGCCAAAUGGAAUAACAGUGAUAGGUUUAAACUAUCCAAAACUCUGACAAAUUUGAUAGAAGAAAUCACUGCUGUAUUUAACGUAAUAGAUAUCAUAUAAAAAUAGAUUUUUAAGGCUCUUGAAAUGUCAGUAAAAGCAAAACUGCUCAGAAAAUGCUGGUAGCUACAGGGCCUCCACAAUUAUUCAUUAAUCUCUGCAACUGCUGGGAGUAUUUUUGUUAUGGCACAUAGUCUAUUUCUACAGUAUCUGCUGUAGUUGUCAGUUGUCCUGACCUACUCAAGUGUUUUUUUGUUUUUUUCCGCUCUUAAUAUUCAAUGUAAUGUGCCUUAAAGGAAUCUUGGACUUCAUGGGACAUUCUGUUAUUUUUAAGUGUAGAGUUUUGCUGGGUUUACCUUCAUUAAAGUGCAAAACGUCAAGAUUUCAUUUUGCUCAAGUUAGUGGUAUACGAUGUAAGAGAAUGGCCAGAAAAGAGCCAUUUCUGAUGUCAGUAAGAGGUAAAUGGUUGCAAAAUGGGUAGUUUAGACAUCAAAAAAAUUUGAAGUGGUAAAGCUUCAAAAAGCUUUUGAAAUAUCUCAAUUUUUAAAAUACUUGAGUGACAUUAGAAAUCCAGAGCUUCUUUUGUUCUCUUAUAUUCUUCGAUUAAUGCUGUUUUCAUAGAAAAUUAAAUGCACCUUUUAUUUAAAUAUCUUGGAGAGCCACUUUAAAUUCAUAAACUUCACAAUUACAGUGUUGCAUCUGUAGCAUUAACUGUUUUUUUUUUUUUUUUUUUUUAAUGGAUGGAAUUUAACAUGCUGUAACGGUGUGUGCUUGAAAUAAAGUAUAUUUUGACCUUC
Molecule: messenger RNA, 3357 nt
Organism: Myxocyprinus asiaticus (Chinese sucker)
Lineage: Eukaryota; Metazoa; Chordata; Actinopteri; Cypriniformes; Catostomidae
Product: protein POF1B-like
Exons: 13
Coding region: 143-1807 (554 amino acids)
Biological process (GO): bicellular tight junction assembly; actin filament organization; epithelial cell morphogenesis
Cellular component (GO): bicellular tight junction; actin filament; adherens junction
Molecular function (GO): actin filament binding
Source: RefSeq, a predicted model, not a curated record